UUAGCAUGCAGCGACACAAUGGAGUCAACCAUGCUGAACAAUUGCUGAGCCUAUAGUUAUGGUUCUCUGAAUGAGGAGGACCAACCGGGUGGCUUAGUGAAUACCCACCGCUGACUGCUCUGCUCUGGAUAUAGGCUUCAAGCUAAAGAAGAAGUAUAACCUCUAAUGGCGUGCUUUAAAUCAAUCUAUGAUUUCAGCGCUGAGACCUUGAACGGUCAGAGCGUUCCUCUCAGUAUCUACAGGGGCAAGGUGCUCCUCAUUGUCAACCUUGCCACCUUCUGAGGGUCAACGAUAGAGGAGUACCACAGAAUGAAUGCACUCAUGGAAAUGUUUGGUGACCUCAACUUCACUGUCCUGGGAUUCCCCUGCAAUCAGUUUGGUCUUCAGGCACCUGAGGUAAAUCAUGAAACCCUCAACCUUCUCAAGUAUGUGAGGCCAGGUGGGGGGUUUGUCCCCAAGUUCCCUGUGUUUGGCAAGAUCGAGGUCAAUGGGUUGAAUGAAGAACCUCUUUUCGCCUAUCUCAAGGAGUCUUUGCCCUAUGUGAACCCUGUCAUAGGAGAUAUAAAGAGGUUCUACUGGUCACCCAUCAAAGUCAACGACAUUCGCUGGAACUUUGAGAAGUUUCUAAUCCAUUCUGAUGGGGAGCCUUUCAGGCGUUAUGAACUUCAUGGCCCUACUGAGAAAGUGGAAAAAGACAUUGCAGGCCUACUAUAAAUGGAGUCAUCUGUUCCCUUUAUGGCUGUCAAGAACGUGGGUCCUUCAUCAGCAGAGGCAGAGUGACGAUCCCUCAGUAAAUGCAGACUAAACGCAGCUGAGCUGGAUCUGAUGGAGAAGGGAGAAGGACUCUGAGUUUCAGUGCAUUCACUCAGAAUAUCAGAUCCCUCCAGCCCCUGUUGGUGACCAGAAGGCAUAUCACUAUGGUCUCAAUAUAACUAACUACUCCCUUUUUGUUAUUGUUGCAAAAGCGAGGAAGUCAAUAAAUCUUUUGGCUGAAAUCUUAAAACGUGUUGUCCAUUUAAUUGUUUAACAUUGUUAAAACAACAUGUGUAGGCUACAGUAGGAGAAACACAAGUCUCCAGCUGCAUAGAAACUC
Molecule: messenger RNA, 1093 nt
Organism: Oncorhynchus nerka (sockeye salmon)
Lineage: Eukaryota; Metazoa; Chordata; Actinopteri; Salmoniformes; Salmonidae
Gene: gpx9
Product: glutathione peroxidase 9
Exons: 5
Biological process (GO): response to oxidative stress
Molecular function (GO): glutathione peroxidase activity
Source: RefSeq, a predicted model, not a curated record